AAACCCAAACAGAAACACCAGCGGCGUGAACAAGCUAGCAUUAGCAUGAUUAGCUAGUUAGCCACACGACGACACCGUUACAGAAAAGAGCAGAGAGCGGGUUAAUGUGUCGCUUCUGUCCGAUUCUUCUGUGAACACCGAGUUAGUAACGUUAGCGCUGUUAAUGUUUACAGUUAACCCAGGUCGACAUGGACGAGUCGGACACAGCAGCGAUCCUUCCCGGCGAUGUCCUCAGCGCAACAUCAACGGGCGACCAAAUGUCGAACUCAAUCGGCCACAAAGAUGAGCCCGACGUACCGACCACCGGCUCUGUACGACCACCGUUUACAUGCUCGCUGCCGAUUUCAGUGGAGCCAGUGUUGUUCCUCUCCAUGUUUUCUCUGGCCCUGCAGGCGCCGCUGUCCACUCAGUAUCUGUGGGACCGCAUCAGCGAGGACCUCGGCUACAACGGCACCAAGAGGUCGGAGUGCAGCAAUGGCUCCGUGACCCCCGACCCCCUUCAGAAGGAGGUGGAAACCUUAACAGCCCACUGGAACUUGUACAUCAGCCUAGUGGGCUUUUCUGUUGGCUUGUUGGUGGUGCCUUUCCUGGGCUCUUGGAGUGACCUUGCAGGCCGUAGGCCCGUCCUCAUCCUCCCCAACCUUGGCCUGGCGCUGCAGGCAGUGGUUUACCUCGUGGUGAUGUACCUGAAGCUGCCUGUGGUCUACUUUCUAGUGGGCAGAGUGCUUAGUGGCCUUUCAGGUGACUUCAAUGCCAUCCUGGCAGGCUGCUUUGCAUACGUGGCUGAUACCAGUGACAGAAGGUCCCGCACCUUCAGGGUGGCAGUGCUGGAGGCCUGUCUGGGUCUGUCAGGGAUGCUGGCCAGCAUUAUUGGAGGGCAGUGGCGUCGUGCACAAGGGUACAUCAAUCCAUUCUGGCUGGUCCUCGCCACCAACUUGGCUGCAGCUCUGUACGCUUACCUCUUUGUCCGCGAGUCUGUCCUGCCUGACCCAAGUGCAAAGCUCCUCACUACUCGCCACCACAAGGCUGUCUGGCACCUCUACUCAACAGGAGGCAGUAGCAGUGAGGGGGGUGGAAGAUUUCACAGAUGCAAGCUGUGGCUUUACACACUGUGCUUCUUUCUGGUGGUGACUGUACACUUUGGCAGCAGGGAGCUGUAUGUGUUGUAUGAACUAAGCUCACCACUGUGCUGGGGACCAGCCCUCAUUGGCUAUGGAUCAGCAGCUCAGCACCUGGCCUACUUGAGCAGUCUGCUGGGACUGAAGAUCAUGCAGCGCUGUCUGGAGGAUUCCUGGGUGGCUCUCGUGGGUCUGGCCUCCAAUAUUACUGGACUGGUGGUCUUCACUGUAGCUGACACCACCCAGCUCAUGUUCACAGGUUAUGGUCUAUGUUUUCUCUUCAUGGCUGCGACACCUGUGCUCAGGUCAAAGCUGUCAAAGUUGGUGGACCCAUCAGAGCAAGGUACCCUGUUUGCCUCUGUCGCCUGUGUGGAGAGCUUAUGUUUUCUGGUGGGAAGUGGCGUUUUUAACUCGCUCUACCCAGCCACACUGCAUUUCAUGAAGGGCUUUCCCUUCCUUUUUGCUGCUAUCAUCCUUUUCAUCCCCGCUGGAAUAAUUGGGACCCUGCAAUGUUUAGACCAGAGGAGAGACCACAGAGAGUCCACAACUUCCUGACCUGCAGAAAUGCAGAGGGAACCUGGAACCUCUCACAGUUAGACCUCCUGACUGAGGCUAGUGAAAAACCUCUUUCAUCUUAAUCAGCAGUUACUGGAUACUGGGGUUUUUCAGAUCUUUACUGGCCCAAAAAACUCACCAUGGUAUUCCCUUAUUUCAUCAUGGCAUUCAAACAAAUGGUGUUGUGAACAAGAUUCUAGACAUGAUUCACAUUUUCAGUACAGUGUAACGAGUGCCAAAGAAUGUGCCUAACAUUUCCAUUUUUAAUUUAUUAAUUUCAAUAGCUGUAAUGGCACACUGUGGUAUAAAGUGCUAACCAUAAGAGGAAAAUUCCUGAAGUCCUCUGUUGUGCAAGAACAUAUCAAGCAUGAGUGCAACGUAAUAUGUCUUCAGAAGUUCAUUUAUUCAUUGCAAGAUUUUAGAUCACCUGACACGUGUGGUUCCUAAUUACAGUAGUAAUCAGUAAGUGAGACGUCCUUGACAUACCUCUGUUUCCUUCCUGAAAAGAUCACCACAGAGGUCCUCUUACAGAAAGAGUGGGGAAAUACACUCUUGCCUUUUGUAUCUAAUAGCUGCAUGUUAAUAAUAUUUUUCAAACCAUUAUCCUGUCAAUUAACCCUUUCAUAUUAACAAUGGAAGUUCAAAGUCGAUUUUUCCAAAUGUUCGUCUGCAUCUUACCAAUCGUUAUACCUCAUGCUGGAACAUUGCAGAAACACAUUAAACAUGGGGGAUCAUCUUACUAUCUUUAGCCGUUUUUCCAAAUCGAUAAUCACAUAUACUAAUUCACUAAUUCAUGAUACAACCAACCCAGCUCUGUAGUCUGUGAAACCUAUUCUGCUAGCUUGCUAACACCAGCUACUUAAUUAAUGAUGAAGUUGGUGCAAAACGGUUCAGUACUUUUUGCAUAAUCAUGCUGACAAACAAACAAAAAGCAGACACAGGUGAAAACAUAACCUCCUUGGC
This is a messenger RNA of Seriola dumerili (greater amberjack), 2636 nucleotides long. RefSeq names its product solute carrier family 46 member 1 (gene slc46a1). The transcript has 6 exons. The record is from RefSeq and is a predicted model, not a curated record. Gene Ontology annotation, molecular function: transmembrane transporter activity. Gene Ontology annotation, cellular component: plasma membrane. NCBI's taxonomy places the organism in Eukaryota, Metazoa, Chordata, Actinopteri, Carangiformes, Carangidae. Bases 189 to 1673 code for a protein of 494 amino acids. Gene Ontology annotation, biological process: transmembrane transport.